GUGCGCCUGCCAAGGCACCCCUCCAUCCGUGGUCAUGGCCCACAACGCCGUGGCAACGUGUUCACAUAGACUUUGCUGGACCUUUUCUUCAGUCUAUGUUCCUUGUUGUGGUAGAUGCCCACUCCAAGUGGCCAGAAGUAUUCAUGAUGCGCUCAACCACGACGGAGAGCACGAUUAACACUUUGAGAGAACUUUUUUCUCGUUUUGGCAACCCUGAAACUAUCGUGUCAGACAAUGGUCCUCAGUUCACGUCACGGGAGUUUAAACAGUUCACACAGGAAAUUGGCUCUCGUCACGUCCUGACAGCUCCCUACCAUCCAAGUUCAAAUGGUUUAGCCGAACGCUUUGUACAGACCCUCAAGAACGCCCUCCGUAAAAACAAGGAGAGUGCGCCUUUACAUGUGAAGUUGCAGACGUUUCUGCAGAGCUACCGCAACACGGCUCACGCCACAACGAACGAGUCACCCGCCAAUUUGUUUUUGGGGCGACGUUUGCGCAGUCGCCUAGACGUUGUAAAGCCUUCUGUGGGGGAAAGGGUAGCCCGCAAACAGUUCAUGCAGACUGCAAGCCGGCGUGGGCACGAUCGUGACUUUGCCGUUGGUGAUCAUGUGCUCAUCCGUAACUACUGUGGCAAACCCAAGUGGGUGCCUGGAGUGAUUCUUGCGCAGCAUGGCCCUGUUUCCUACCAAGUACGCGCCACCACCUCCAGAGGCAGCUUCACCUGGCGUCGGCACAAGGACCAGCUGCUAAGAACUCCAAGCCUUGCCGACGAGGACGCUGACCAGGAAGGCACAGAGUUCUUGUUGGUUCAACCGAGCGACAACGCACCCCAACCAUCGUCCUCGUCACCUACUGGCGGAACUGUCCCAGCCGAAGCAGCACAAGCGCCUGCUGCCCGACGGUAUCCGGCAAGAACCCGGAAACCUCCCGAAAGAUUUCAAGCCGGAUCUUAACCUUUUUGAGCGUGUUCAAAUAAAGAGGGAGGAAAUGUCAUG
Molecule: messenger RNA, 995 nt
Organism: Ixodes scapularis (black-legged tick)
Lineage: Eukaryota; Metazoa; Arthropoda; Arachnida; Ixodida; Ixodidae
Exons: 1
Coding region: 96-953 (285 amino acids)
Biological process (GO): DNA integration
Molecular function (GO): nucleic acid binding
Source: RefSeq, a predicted model, not a curated record